AUGUCUCCCGUCCAGCAAUACUGGCUUCCGGGGUACGGCCUGUCCCGACAUAUCGUCCUAGGGCAGAUCCAAUACUUCCUUGGACCGAGUGCGACAGUUAGACCAUACACCUACCAAGCACGCGAAGGGUACCUCAUCAACGGCGUGCCUCUCACGCGGGAACAAAUCGAUGAUCUCAUGGUCAUGUCCCGAGAAUAUGAAAAGCAAGAGGCUACUCGAAUGGCCCAUAACGCCAGCAACGACAGCUCAGGAACCCAGGAGCCCUACAUCAAUGAGAUCAUCCCUAUCAAUCAACCCGGAGCACGUAGGCGUGCAUAA
This is a messenger RNA of Penicillium paradoxum, 318 nucleotides long. RefSeq lists its product as uncharacterized. The transcript has 3 exons. The record is from RefSeq and is a predicted model, not a curated record. NCBI's taxonomy places the organism in Eukaryota, Fungi, Ascomycota, Eurotiomycetes, Eurotiales, Aspergillaceae. The coding region runs from base 1 to 318 and encodes 105 amino acids.